CGUUUGCUCUUAUAGCUUCGUGUUGUUGUUUUGUUGUUAUUGUGGUUGUUUUUGGCUUCGGGCUGUCCUUUUUAAAUAGCUUCCCUCUUACAUAAAGCUGCUUGUGAAAGAAACAGUCCAGAGAAGGGGUUUGCUUCCUUUUCCUUUCUUUCCUUUUCCCUUCCAGGCAUUUAAAGAAAGGAACGAAAGAAAUGAAGGGAAACUGGACGGCCUCCAAAAAAGAGAGAGGAUCUCAAAGUCCAGCCAAGUAAACAACAGACUGGAUUUGCAUCAAGGUCCCUGUCGCUUUCCGGAGGAGGAGGAGAAGGAGGAAGAUCACAUGAUUGUUGUUGCUGGAAAGAAAGGAAGGAGGAAGGAAGGAAAGAAGAAGUAAAUCCUCGGAAAACAAGGAGGAAAGGCCUGGGAAUGGCAACCGUCAGCCAAGAACAGAUUCAGCAGUUCCACCAGGAUGGCUUCCUGGUCCUGGAGGGGUUCUUCAGCUCCGAGGCCUGCGAUGCCAUGCGUGCCCAGAUCCAGAGGGUCAUUUCCGGGAUGGAUGUGCCACCCCAUUGCCGCACCGAGUUCUCCACCAAAGAACAGGAGCAAUUGCAAGCCCAGGGCAGCGCCGAAUAUUUCCUCACCAGCGGAGACCAAAUCCGGUUCUUUUUUGAAAAAGGUGUUUUUGAUGCAAACGGGGAUUUCCUCGUCCCGAAAGAAAGGUCGAUCAACAAAAUUGGGCAUGCUUUGCAUGCCCACGAUCCUGUCUUCAAGGAAAUCACCCACUCCGAACAAGUCCAGGCCUUAGCAAGGCAAAUAGGGCUGGAAGAACCCGUGGUGGUGCAAAGCAUGUACAUCUUCAAGCAACCUGGCAUCGGAGGCGAAGUGACGCCUCACCAGGAUGCGACUUUCCUCUUCACGGAGCCCUUGGGGCGGAUAUUGGGCCUUUGGGUGGCUUUGGAAGACGCCACGCAAGAGAACGGCUGCCUCUGGUUCCUCCCCGGAUCACACACAAGGUUUCCGAGCGGCAUCCCGCGGCGAAUGGUCCGGACCCCGCCGGGGACGAUACCCUGCACCACCUUUGUCGGAACAGAGCCUACAUACGACAAUUCCCAAUUCGUCCCUGUAUCCGUCCAGAAAGGUGGUCUUGUCCUGAUCCAUGGGGAGGUGGUCCACAAAAGCGAAGCCAACCUCUCCGACAGAUCCCGCCACGUCUACACUUUCCACUUGAUGGAGGCCAAGGGUAGCACCUGGAGCCCGGAGAACUGGCUUCAACCAACUCCUGAGUUGCCUUUCCCGGCUCUGUAUACACAGAAUUAGAAGUUUUUGGAUGCUUAUGUUAUGGCUGCAUCACUCGGGAUCGAAGCCCUGCAAGGUCUGCGUCAUUUCAGUGUUGACAUGUAGGAAUGGGAGUCGCGUAGGAUGGGAACAACUAGCGAUGGAAACAGCGAGGCAAUCUCUUACUCUUGAUGCAUCGUCAUCAGCCAUUCGCUUCGUCGUCUGACUUCGGUUGAAGCAUUCCUUGCAUAGAAAAGUGUCUGGAUGGGAACCCUGCCUUGCACUUCUGAGAAGGUGAAGAAAAAGGAACGCAAAACCAAUAAACGAGUGCAGGGUCUGCACUCCUUCUUGACCAACA
Molecule: messenger RNA, 1612 nt
Organism: Anolis sagrei ordinatus
Lineage: Eukaryota; Metazoa; Chordata; Lepidosauria; Squamata; Anolidae
Source: RefSeq, a predicted model, not a curated record